AAGGGUAGGAGAAGCAUCAGUUUAUUCAAUUCAGUUUAGUCAGUGCCCGAAAGUGCUUGAGUGAGCAUUGAGUGUAGUGUGUUGAGUGCCUUACACAUAGGAACGCUCCCUUCACAGACACCGCGCUUCUUAGGAUCAACCAGAAAUUGACUUAUCAAUAUCCUGGGAUAUUACAACCAGACUUUUGAAAGGGAUACUUUUUAAUCUCAUAAAUCUGAGAAGCAGUGAGAGUGAGAGAGAGUGAUGGAGCGUCAGCGUCUGUUGGCCUGGACGUUGGUCGCUGUGGUGACGUUAGCGGCUACCGUCUCAUCCAGAGAGAUACUCCUCAAAGAUGAUGACACAGAAGAAACAGCUCAGAUUGGGGAGAAACUAGUGAUACGAUGUGGUAGAUUCAAUGGAGUCCAGGGAGUCACAUUCUUAUGGUAUAAGGAUGACUUAAAGCUGCCCAAUUCCAGAUCAUGGCUGAAACUGAAACCAGUGAAACGCAACGAUGAAGGAAAGUAUGCCUGUCUGGUGACCAAACAGUACGAGUUUGAGAAAUGGCAUAACUUGACUCUGAUCACUUACAAAUCUAUGGAUGAGCAGAAGAAAAGCCCGUUGAAAAUAAUGGACCACAAGCGUGACUUCACAGACGCAGAAAGCAACAAUUUCGAUCUUGCCAACGAAGAUGAGAAGCACAUUCCAUAUUUCAUCAAUCCUGAGGAGCUUCACUCAAUAGUGCCCUUGCUCAAAGGGCAGAACCACACCAUAAAAUGCUCUGCCGAUGGAUCAACUUCAUUGCAAAUAAGUUGGGAGAAGAACGGCAAGGCGAUUGUGGUGAACAGUGAUCGGCUGAUGCUGGCGAGUGUUCGCGAGACGGAUGCAGGCAACUACACGUGUACUGUGCGCAAUCAAUAUGGAUCCGUUCACCACAACACCGAACUGCAAGUUUAUAAUUAUGAAAAAGAUAUGCCAAUUAUUUUGGAGUCGCCGAGAAACACUACAGUGAGCUCAGGUGAUUCGACAUGGUUUGUGUGCAAAGUGUCCACACCCAAUGACAGCAAAAUUGUUUGGCUCAGGCUGAACAAUACGCAUCCGAAGCAGAUCAACUUCACCUGGCCUCUGGACAGGUUUCGAAUCAAUAUACAAGGCGACAAAUCGCAAGAGAAAUUGAUUCUUGAAGAUGUUUCACCCGAUGACAAAGGCUGGUACUCUUGUUUAGUGAAUAGUUCAAAGGGGACUGAAUUCCACAGUGCCUGGCUUCAAGUCAACUCUGAUUUGGAUUUCGAUGAAACUACAGGAUCCGAGAGACGAACGGUCGGAUCUUUGAACAGCACCGAGAAGCUGACUCCUCCUCGCUUUACCGCCAGGAAGCAGAUGCAUCGAAUCGUUGCUAAACCGGCUGGAAAUAUGUUUCGUUUGAAGUGUCCUUCUGAAGGAAAUCCAUACCCGAACAUAACUUGGCUGAAAAAUGGGCAACCUCCCGAACGGGCGCUGGGCAACAUCCUCUACAGACAAUGGUCCAUCACACUCGAAGAUCUGGUCACCACCGACUCCGGCAACUACACGUGCAUUGUCUGCAACAGUCUCGGCUGCAUCGACUUCUCCUUUCAAGUCGACAUCAUCGGCAGACGUCCCCACAUCCCCUAUGUGAAGGAGGGAUUCCCACGCAAUGUGACCGCACUCAUCAACUCUGCCUCGGUGCAUUUCGAAUGUCCGGUUACUUUCCCGGACAAAACUAGUCAUGAUCACUUUCAGUGGCUGAAACACAGUAAACCUCUCGAGGAGGGUGACUACCCUGACUAUCUCAAUGGUACCGUCAUUAAGUGGUAUUUAUUGCAGGCUAGCGACGGUGCAGACAACCAGGAGAUUCUGCAGCUGAACAACAUCACAUUCGAGGACGAGGGUUGGUACACAUGUGUGGCGAGCAAUGGUCUCGGAUUCACGCACGCCAGUGCUUAUCUGCAAGUCGUUGAAGAACUGCCAACCACGCAAGUAGUAUUGGCGCCUCACUCCAAGCUGGUCAACAUUCUGGCUGUAGUUCUGUGUGUUAUGUUCCUAGUCUGCGUCUGUAUUGUCAUGAAUAUCUUCAGAAGACUGAAAAGAGAGAAGUUGAAGAAACUGCUGGCUAUUGAAACGGCGCGUGCAGUCAUCGGCACUCAGUGGACCAAGAAGGUGAUUGUCGAGAAGCAGACGCUCUCCAAUGAGGAGAACUCCUUAUUGAUGAUGCCAGUUGUAAAAAUAGAAAAACAGAAAUCUCGAGCCAAGCUGGACUCUUCGUCGAUGUCUGAGUACGAGCUGCCCCUCGACUCGGAGUGGGAGUUCCCUCGCGAGUCGCUGUCGCUCGGUCGAACCCUCGGCGAGGGCGCUUUCGGAAAAGUCAUCAAAGCCGAGGCGCAGGCAAUCAUUCAACAGGGAGUCUCCAACGUUGUCGCUGUCAAGAUGCUCAAAGAAGGGCACACGGACGCCGAGAUGAUGGACCUGGUGUCGGAGAUGGAGAUGAUGAAGAUGAUCGGCAAGCACCGCAACAUCAUCAACUUGCUCGGCUGCUGCACGCAGGACGGCCCGUUGUUCGUGAUCGUCGAGUUCGCGCCGCAUGGCAACCUGCGCGACUUUCUGCGGCAACAUCGCCCUAGCUCCGGAUACGAGCCGGCUAUCGGCGGGGGCGGAGGGGCGGAAGCACUCAACGAUCGCACCUCGCUCACGCAGAAGGACCUCGUCUCGUUCGCCUAUCAGGUCGCCCGCGGCAUGCAGUAUCUCGCCUCUAGGAGGUGUAUACAUCGAGACUUGGCAGCUCGCAACGUGUUGGUGAGCGACAACUACAUUUUGAAAAUUGCCGAUUUUGGACUGGCAAGAGACAUCCACACACAAGACUACUACAGGAAAACCACCGAUGGGCGGCUGCCUGUCAAGUGGAUGGCGCCUGAGGCCCUCUUCCACAGAGUCUACACCACACAGUCUGAUGUAUGGUCAUAUGGAGUGUUAUUGUGGGAAAUAAUGACACUUGGAGGUACACCAUACCCAUCAGUUCCCAGCAUGGAGAAAUUGUUCCAAUUGCUGAGGAGUGGACAUCGAAUGGAAAAACCCCCUUGCUGUUCACUUGAAAUCUACCUACUAAUGAGAGACUGCUGGAGUUAUCAGCCCAACGAACGGCCGAAAUUCGAAGAACUAGUCGAAGAUCUUGAUAGGAUACUCACAGUUACUGCGAACAAGGAGUACCUAGAUCUGGAACUUCCUCAUCUUGAUACACCGCCAUCGAGCCAAGAGUCAAGCCUGGGAGAAGAACAGUUCCAGUACCUGUUAUAGUCGCAUUUAUUGCAUUAGGGAACGGUCACUCUAAUAAACAGAACAUUUUGCGCUUCUUGAGUAACGACUGUUUCCUUAUUACAGCUAUUACUGAAUUGAUGAGGUGGUGAUGGUGCAAGUAAAAGUAAGAGAUGGAAGAUGAUGUGUGGCGAGAGUUUUAAGAAUAGCAUUUAGGCCUAUAUGUACAAAACUGGUCUCCAGUAAAAUAAGAUGUAACCGAUUUCUGUAAUAAUAUUUAUUACAUUCGGAUAUAUUGUUCUAGUAUUAUAUUUAACAAUUAAGAUUAUUGUUUUGUUAUUAUUGUCAUGCUGUUGCAAUUAUUGUGUUUGUAAUUUGUGAACAUAACAUAUUGUAUCUUCAACGGAAGUCCAUACUAUUAUGUAAUAUAGCGUCUAUAAUAUAUUGUAAAUGGGAUAAAAUGUAAGUGUAGUUGAAUCAAAUAAUUAGUAUUAACUUGAAUUGUUACCUAGUAACUUGGUUUAAUUGAUACCUAGCAUUUUGGAAAUAAUUGAUAUUUUCAAAGUUUAUUGCUGAGCAAUGAAAAAUUUGAUAGAAAUGUAUAAUUUUUAUUGGGAUACCCGAAUUAUUAAAAUUGUUUUUAUUGUGAAUUCAAGUCUUAAGAUUUCCCAUGUUUUGUUACGUAGUCAGUUUAUCAUCUUAGAGAAGAUAGAAUAAGACAUGCUAUGCUAUUUUUGCAAUGUCUGUCGAAAAGGUUCCGUUUUAUAAGUAUGAGAGUUUUUAGCGUGAUCACUUUGGAGUGUCGAUAUAAUCGGAUUCAUGUUUAGUAAGGGAAACAUUUUUAUUUAUAUUCAAAUAAAAACAUAGCUUAUGGAUGGUAUCUUUUCUCCGUGGUUCCAUAGACUUAAUUUCUUUAUAAUUCUGAUGCUAUCAUUCAUGGUGCUGUUCAACUGGAAGUAGAAUUACUAUAUUAUUAUAUAUAACUGGAAGAGUAAAGAAAAAAGAAUGUUUAGUUAUAUUAGGUACAAUAUGAACGGAAUAAUAAUAAACAUCUACUUGAUUUUUAUAAAAGCCAAGAUUUUGUAUUUUACUAUAGGCUAGAUCUUGACAAUUCAAUCGUAUUAUUAUUUUAUUCAAAUUUCAAUUGAUCCAGAUUUUCAGGAAUGAAUGCAUGUUUGUAGAAAUUACCGUAUCUUUCGUAAAAAAUUUAAUUCUCUCUAUAAAUAAUACCAUAGAGAAAAGAUAGCAUAAUGCAAUCUUUUCUCUAUGAUAAUACAUACCGUAGUAAGAGCUAACCAUGAACCAUAUAGCCUACAAUAAAUUAUUUGUGUUCUACUUUCAAUGUCAAUUUAAAAAAAUGAACUUAUAUAUAAAGUACCGGUACCGUUACUGACUAAAGUUUUUUUUAUUUAAUUGUUGUAGGCCUAUGUGUUGGUAAUUUAUAGUUAAUGUGCCUAUGUUAGUAAACUACAGCUGUAGAAAAUCAACUUUUUCUUUUCUUUCACUGUACGGUACCUAUUGUUGUUGAAUUGACUCCUUCAAACACGGACGUGUUCCAUAAUAUGGAACAUAUAUUAUGAGAGGAGUAGUUUUCAGGGGAAUGUAUUGUAAAAUAUACAUUCUCUGAAAUAAAAUAAAUUUGAAUUUGUAAAUGAAAAUGUACCGUACCCAUUCAGAAGGCUAUUAUUCAUUUAUAAGACAUCAGAAGAUUGAUAUUGUUUUAGAGUUAUUAACCAUUUUGUGAAGAAUAGGCUAUAUUAUUCUAAUAUUAUAAGCUAAGUUUUGGAAAAAAUGGUAGUCAUAAAGUAUAAGCAUUUACAAAUAAGGUUUUAAAUUUUCUCAAUUCUAAAAGUUUAUAGUUUAAAUCAAUAAUUAUUAUUGUUUAUUUUACAAAAAUUCUAAUUCCAAAAUGUGUAUAAAGAUGUAUAUGGUGUAAAUAAGUUAUUACUGAAAUGAAGUUACAGCUUGCAAUGUAAAACAUUUAUUUAUAAUAAUAGUUCACUGAACCUAACGUACGUCUAUUAAUAAAAAUGGUUGAUUUUCCAUA
Messenger RNA from Nilaparvata lugens (brown planthopper), 5290 nucleotides. Its product is annotated as fibroblast growth factor receptor homolog 1. The record is from RefSeq and is a predicted model, not a curated record. The transcript is spliced from 20 exons. Gene Ontology annotation, cellular component: signaling receptor complex. Gene Ontology annotation, molecular function: transmembrane receptor protein tyrosine kinase activity; ATP binding. Lineage: Eukaryota; Metazoa; Arthropoda; Insecta; Hemiptera; Delphacidae. Gene Ontology annotation, biological process: multicellular organism development; cell surface receptor protein tyrosine kinase signaling pathway; positive regulation of kinase activity. Bases 244 to 3285 code for a protein of 1013 amino acids.